UCAUUUUUGUGACAAGACUGAGAUGCUCAAUCCAGAAGCCAGUACCCAAGGAUUCAAUAUGGAAAAUCCCAAUGCAAGCAAGCAUUUAAGUAAAAAUUUCUUGCUCAAUACAGAUACAAAAACUCUUGAUCUGAUGAAGCAUUACUUAACUUCUUUGGAGAAUCCAGAGAAAGCUCCUGAAGGAGAAGGCGAUAAAUCUGAGCCAGAUCAAGCUCAUGCCCAAACAAUGAAGCAAUUAAACCAUGUGAAUAGUUUAUUUGAGCUCUCAAGUCGGCGGAAAUUGGAAAGAAUGAGGGCAAGUAACCCUAUACUGAACCUUGAGAGCAAACAAGAGGAGCUGUACUCUGUUCAACAAGCUAUUGGUCAGCUUGGUGGACUCUCCGAUACACUAAAACCUCUUCAAGAAUCCUUAACAAACAAUGAAAUAGCUAAUAUCAAAAACAAAGUUAGAAAAGGGAACACAAUUGGGCCUGAACUUGAUAGAGAAGGGAUUACUCCAAAUCUAUUUGCAACUGCACCUUAUGAACCAGCUAGGACAGAUAAAUAUCUCCGCCCAAAAGACAGGAACACUGCUUUGGUAGAGACAGUGAGCCACUUUACUUACAACAAAGGCGAUGUCAUGAACAUCCUCUUCGAUAAAGCCAAUAAAGAAUGCUCAAAAAGAAGGGAGAAACUGAACAAAAUUAAAAAGUGGAAUGACUACAACACUUUAAAGGACCAAGGGUUGAAAGAACUUGCCUCAAGAAUGGCAACUCGUGUAAAGAUGGACCAACCAUUAAUUCCAAAAGAGCAAUCUGAACAUCAAGAGGAAUUCUCUCAAAAUGAAGAUGACCAUCUUCAGAGAGAAGAUAAUCAUGUGGAGACUUUACAGAUUAAUGAAGUAGUGGAGGAUACAACUCCCGAACCUCAUGGUCAGGAUGAAACUAAUUCUCAACCACAAAAUGAAAAUGAGGAGAAUAAGUUAGAAGAAAGCAAAGUUAAUGAUGGAGAACCUAAAAUAGACGAUUCUCAUAUGGAUAAGCAAUCUGACAAAGAAAAUAUGAAAGAAGAGCUUUCUGAUAAACUUGAACAAAAGCUAGAAGAAGAGCCUGUUGAUAAGCCUGAGGAAGAGUCUGUUGACAAGCCUGUAGAAGAGCCAGUAGAAGAGAAAAUUCAAGAGGAUGCUGAAGAAAAGCCAGAAGAUGCAGUUAACCCUAGCGAGAAAUCUAAUGAAGAAAAUCCUGAAGAAGAUGUUGGUGAAGAGCCUCCGAUUCCGGAAGAAAUAAAGCAAUCUUAAUUUCUCAAUAAGCAGUUUAGAAGAA
Messenger RNA from Moneuplotes crassus, 1301 nucleotides. Lineage: Eukaryota; Ciliophora; Spirotrichea; Euplotida; Euplotidae. The record is from the annotation of a GenBank genome assembly.